This is a messenger RNA of Hyla sarda, 1825 nucleotides long. RefSeq names its product centromere protein U (gene CENPU). The record is from RefSeq and is a predicted model, not a curated record. NCBI's taxonomy places the organism in Eukaryota, Metazoa, Chordata, Amphibia, Anura, Hylidae. The transcript is spliced from 15 exons. The coding region runs from base 244 to 1677 and encodes 477 amino acids. Gene Ontology annotation, cellular component: nucleus.
GUUAUCAAGUUAAUGUGACAAUCGCUGCACGUCCUUGUACCAAGCCGCCAUGAAAACAAAGAGACAAUUUCUACAUCUAUGUGGAAACCAUGGAACCGGAAGUACCAGACCAGCGUCCUCAUAGCGGAAAUAAGCGCUGUUUGCGUUCCAAGCCUCUCUUUCUCUUUGGCGCCUAUACUUUAGCUGAUGACGUAAUCAGGAAUGGAAACCAAUGGUUGACGCGAUAUUCAAAGUGGUGUAAUUAUGUAUCGGGACAGAACAAAAAGCCCUAGAAGUCAAAAUGUCAGAAACAGGGGACCCAGCAAAGCAGAUGCAAACAAGUUUUCUGAUGACAAGGUGAAGGAGCUUAUGAGUAAAAAAGUCAGGUCUCCGUUGCUGAAAAAAAUCUUAGCUUAUGCUGACAUUUCCAGUAUCUUAAAGGAACCAGGAGAUGCAUUGCAAGAAGAUGUUGGAGAAGACUCAUUCAAUCCUCCUUUGCACAGUACAGCAGUCUAUACUGAUGAUGAUGAUCCCCUGCUGACUAAUGGAAGUGAUCAAAUGCCAGCAAAGCUGAGCUCUCCUGUUCCACCUGUAGUCCAGGAGAAAAGCGUAAAAUCUAAGAAAAAGCCUGCAACCAACACAAAACACAGUGCUCAGCCUGAGCUUGCUGAACCAAGGAGGACUCCACAAAAGAAAGUACAUGUUCCAGAACCAGUGUCUGCAAAGAAGCCUGGGACCCCCAGAAAUCUUGCUCAUGGAGCACCACCCUCAUUACAAGCUCCAAAAACCUCAACAAAUAGAAAUGUGACUCCUCAAAAGAGAGAACAACUUGCUUCAGAACCAGGGCCUAAUAAGAAGCAUAGGACUUCCAGAAAGCUAGCUGAUGGAGCACCACCCUCAUCACAAGCUUCAAAAACUACCCCAAAUAGAAGUGUGAAAGCACAAGAUGUUCCAGAACAAGGGCCUUCUAAGAAGCAUGGGACUUCCAGAAAUCUGGCUGAUGGAGCACCACCCUUAUCACAAGCUCCAAAAACUACCCCAAGUGUGGUAUCAGCUAAGAAGUCAAAGUCUCAAGGGAAAGAUCAGAAUACUUCUCAUCGAAAGAAAUCAAGAAAAGGAAACAUGGAAUUAGCCCCAGAAGACAACUGGAGUCCAGAAGAUAUGCCCAAGUCCGUCAGAAGUGUGAACGAGCUAGAUGUUGUACACUUUGAAUGUGGAAAACUUAUUGAAUUCUAUAGAGAAAAGGUUGACACAGAUGUGUGCAAAAAAGCAGUUGAUGUUUUUUCUCAUAGUUUUAAGGAACAGUUGUCUACAACAAUAUCAGACGUACGCAAGCUGAAAGACAUUAAAAGGAAAAAUGCAAAGAUGCAUUCAGAAAUAGGAAGAAAAAGAAAACGUUUACUGGAAGUGAAAAAUGAAAUCAUAGCGAAACGGCCUAAAUUGAAUGAGUUGCAAAAGGAAUAUUCAGUGCUGGAGAAAAAUCAGGAAUCGCUGAAGAGUGCAAGAGCUUUCUUUUACGAUCUAGCACAUCUACAAGAUGUUUACAUGAAAUUCAAAGCUAAAAAAACCAUUAAACACAUUAAAGAAACUUAUGGGACAUCCAGUCUCCCAGCAUUGUGCCUGGAAGCAGAAAAUAUUCUGAAGGCUGAGCAGCAUCUUCAUAUCGUGAACAGACAGCUACAGUCUAUUAUUGACUAAGAGAAAAGAGAUGGCUAGAGAGUGACCAUCGCUCCUUGACAUUGGGCCGACUGAAUUUGUUCUUUUUGGGUUAAAGUUCCUUCUUUCUGCUAAGUUAUAUGCAUCUAAAACAUAUCCUGUAAUACAGGUUGUACAAGGUAGGUCGGUA